Papilio xuthus (Asian swallowtail) is the source of this 2619-nucleotide messenger RNA. RefSeq names its product Inositol 1,4,5-triphosphate kinase 2 (gene IP3K2). Gene Ontology annotation, biological process: phosphatidylinositol phosphate biosynthetic process; inositol phosphate biosynthetic process. Bases 212 to 1903 code for a protein of 563 amino acids. NCBI's taxonomy places the organism in Eukaryota, Metazoa, Arthropoda, Insecta, Lepidoptera, Papilionidae. The record is from RefSeq and is a predicted model, not a curated record. Gene Ontology annotation, cellular component: cytoplasm; nucleus. The transcript is spliced from 8 exons. Gene Ontology annotation, molecular function: inositol hexakisphosphate kinase activity.
AGGCAGCGGCAGUCGGUGUACGCAGCCGGCGGUCGACGGUUGGUCGCGGAUCUGCGGCUCGGUUGUUGUUAAUUGUUAUCAAUCUGUGCUGUAUUAUUGUGAAUGAGUACGGUGUUUGUGUGGCUCUAACGGUACUGUUGCGCGCCUCAAAUCUAGAUUCUAUGCGAUGUUAAUUGACAUUUAGGCAACGAAGUGACGUAACACAGGAACAAUGCCGCGACCAGAGCAACAACCUCCGGAGGACUUUCGCCGCGUGUUGCGCGAGAAAGCGCUCAACCACAGCCUGUUUUACCUGAAACUGAGCGCGGGCAUUGAGCCGGACAAGGCGCGCGCAGAUCUGCCGGCGCAGUCGCACGCGCAGCGCCGCGCCAGCGGCAGUGGGCUCGUGAGCGCGGCACCGCACGCGCGUCUCCGGCACGCCCAGCCGCGUGUCUCUGAGCUCCUGCGUCGCUUCGAGCCCGCGCCCAUGCAGUACUUGCGCAUCCCGCGUGCUGCCACACCGCCCGAGGACAUCACCUCCUCUGACGACGAUGAUCGUGCGGCGGUUCGUCGCCGUAGCCGCGACCUGAGUGACGAUUCCGCCGUGGAGCUGGAGCCGCGGCCGCGCCGGCACUCGCACCCCCGUGACGUGACGCCACCACCAGGAGCGCCUUCGCCAAGGCGGGAGCGCACGCUGGUGGAGGCUCACGUGGUACAGCUGGGGCGGCGCGGCAGCGAGGGCUGCGAGACGAGGGGUCGCUGCGUGCGCACUCCCAGUGUCGUCGUCAGCGACUACUCUGACGGUGUGGCGGUAGGCGCCACAGCGGAGGAGGCGGCCUGGUUGCGCGCGCGUUCUCUGUCCGCGGAUUCUGCCUGCUCUUCCUGCUCCACGCUCUCCAGCCGGGAUGAUGAGGAGUUCGAGUCUCCAACGCUACCUAAAAAGCAGUCGGAAAGAUGGCGUAAACUCCGUAACAUCGUGCAGUGGACGCCAUUCUUCCAGACAUACAAGAAGCAGCGAUACCCUUGGAUACAACUUGCUGGUCACCAAGGGAACUUCAAAGCUGGACCCGAUCAAGGGACCAUACUUAAGAAACUCUGUCCUCAGGAAGAGAGAUGUUUUAAGUUGCUGAUGAAAGAUAUCCUCCGGCCGUUUGUACCCGAAUAUAAAGGUCAAGUGACUUGCGAAGACGGAGAAUUGUACCUCCAGCUUCAAGAUCUCCUCAGUGAUUUCGAUUCGCCGUGCGUUAUGGACUGCAAAAUUGGAGUAAGGACGUACUUAGAAGAAGAACUAGCAAAAGCUAAAGAAAAAACCAAAUUGAGAAAAGACAUGUAUGAGAAAAUGAUACAAGUCGACCCUAAGGCGCCAACAGAAGAAGAACACAGAAGUAAAGGAGUGACGAAGCCGAGAUACAUGAUUUGGAGGGAGACUAUUAGUUCCACUUCAACUCUUGGCUUCAGAAUAGACGGAGUCAAGAAGGCUGAUGGAACCAGUUCGAAAGACUUUAAAACUACGAAGACGAGGGAACAAAUCUUAGAAGCGUUUCAAGAUUUCACAAAUAGUUUUCCUAAUGCUGUGCCGAGAUAUCUGGAAAGGCUGAAAAACAUUCGAGCAACUCUCAUAGAGUCACACUUCUUCAAGACUCACGAACUGAUCGGUAGUUCGUUGCUCUUCGUCCACGAUAAAAGGAAAGCUUCCAUUUGGAUGAUUGACUUCGCAAAGACCGUUCCAGUACCCGACAAUGUCACCAUCGAUCACAACUCAGUAUGGAAAGUUGGUAACCAUGAAGAUGGUUAUCUUAUUGGUAUUAAUAAUCUAAUAUCAAUAUUCGAGUCCCUCACGAAGGAUGACAAUGGGAACAUAGAUCAGUGCUAUUCAAACUUAAGUUUAGAUAAAAACGUUAGAAGAGACAGUUUAGCUACUUGAAACUUGAACACGUUUGACUUUUUGUGCAUUGUGUAUUCGAUUAUCAGUAGCCGGUACUACUGUAUGAAGACAGGUGACUAAACGGAUCGUAUCGAAGUGGUCACGACGUGUAAAUAUCGUAAGACUGUUGUCUUGUUGUAAAAAGAUUUAGUUAAGUUUAAAUUGUACACCUUUUUGUAUUAACAAUAAGUGUUAAAAUACUCAAGUUAAAGAGUAGCUUAAGGAGCCGUCACUUAAUUUUCUUAGUAUGUAGAUUGAACAAAUGAUUGCUUUAACUUUAACUACGUAACUAAAUACGUAAACAAUGCAGCAAAAUCCAAUAUAAUUUCAAAAUUAUUGGGUUUUAAUGUUUUGCUGCGUAACAUUGUCUAAAAAAAGAUUACAUCCUUAACUGUGAGACAUUAAAUUAAAGUUUAAUCUAAUAUAAAUUUGUUAAAUCUAUUCAAAUGAUGUAAAAGUUUUUUGUUUUUAAUUUUUUUAUUUAGCAACAUCAAAAUAUUUUGGAUUGUAUUAAAUUUUUCAUUUCCGUUAAUAAAAUAUAUAGUUGAAACCAAUCGUAUUGAUAAAAUGUAAAUGUAUAAAUAAUAUGUUAAGUUGAUUACAUUUCAAAAGAUAUAUAGACUGUAAAAUGACUUUUGAUGAACUUUGUUCAAAUAUCACGUUAUAUUUAUUAUGUACACUAUAUUAGUGUAAAGACUAGAUACAACUUUAAUAAA